Molecule: messenger RNA, 1394 nt
Organism: Hemicordylus capensis (graceful crag lizard)
Lineage: Eukaryota; Metazoa; Chordata; Lepidosauria; Squamata; Cordylidae
Product: cytochrome P450 2B19-like
Exons: 2
Coding region: 760-1143 (127 amino acids)
Biological process (GO): xenobiotic metabolic process
Cellular component (GO): cytoplasm; intracellular membrane-bounded organelle
Molecular function (GO): heme binding; oxidoreductase activity, acting on paired donors, with incorporation or reduction of molecular oxygen, reduced flavin or flavoprotein as one donor, and incorporation of one atom of oxygen; iron ion binding
Source: RefSeq, a predicted model, not a curated record
GGUGCUGUAGCCACUCCUUCCUUUACUGCCCACCCUCAAGAGGCAUGGCUUCAAGUCUGGGUUUCUUUGGCGGGGCACCUCCUUUGCUGAGCACCUAAACUGAUGUGGUUCUUCCCAACAAGUUGCAUGCGCAGCUAACCUCACACUGCUUGUUUAUUCAAAGGUUGCUGCUUGGUCCAAGUAAUCGCACUUAAUUAUGUUUAACAGAGCAAUCAAUUAUAUAUGCACAUAUUGCAUAAGAUAAAGCUGCAGUUCUGAAGUGAGCAGCAUUAUUUUGUUGCUUCGAAUGGAUGGUGAAAGUCCUGAAGCAGACACAGAAGAGGCAUUCUCUCCUGUGUGAUAGAGGUAUUCCCUUCUCUGUGAUGAAACACAGGAGAGACCUUCUUUAAGAUGCAGCCAUCUCCUAUGCUUCUUGUAAAAGCUUGUAUAUUAAAUAUAUAUAUAUAUAUUUAAAAUUACUGCCUGAUCAGUCAGAAGCAUAAUGAAUUGAUCAAAUGGCUUCUAAUCAAUUAAUCUAACCGACCUAUUAAAUAUCACAGCACUAGUCUGAUUGCUUCUGCAUGAAAGGGGGCACUGCUCUUCUGCAACAAGAGCAUGAAAACGGAGGCUCCACACAGCACUGAACAUGGCACUAUAUUCUGGUGCAGAAUGCCCUCCCUUGGUUUUAUUUUUUAUUUUUAUUUUUGAGCUGCCUUCCUGUUGAGUGAAUUAUUGAAUAGUUCCCACCUCCGGUGUUUUCUGGGCGGUGGUGGCACACUGAUGGAAGUGGGCAUCUUCCGUUUCUCUGCUGCUUUCGGCCUCCCUGCACAGCUCUACAGCCUCUUCCCUCACAUCACAAAACACCUUCCUGGUCCGCACAACAAGCUCUUCGAGAACUAUGCUGAGCAAAAGAAAUAUGCCUCCCGGAUGAUCCAGAAACACGAAGACCCUCUGGACCCAGCCUUUCCUCCAGAUUACAUAGACACCUUCCUCAUCCGGAUGCAGCAGGACAGUGGGAAUCUAAACUCUGAAUUCCAUCAGGAAAACCUCAUCGUCUCUGCGCUGGACUUGUUCUUCGCUGGUACUGAGACCACCGGCACCACCCUGCGAUACGGCCUCCUGAUCCUCUUGAAGUACCCGCACAUUGCCAGUAAGAUGGGCUAGGAAAGGAAUGGCACAGAAUGGAGCUAGCAUCUGUGUGGGGAAUGCAGUUGGUGAGGGCUGACCAGGACAUUAAAGCUCAGCCUGGUGGGUGGUUAACUUCUUCCCCAGGGCUGCUCCCUCACAGAGAGAAUUCAAGAAGAAAUAGACCAAGUGGUUGGGCAGGAUCGGGGCCCAGCCAUGGAAGACAGAAUGAAGAUGCCCUACACAGACGCUGUGAUCCACGAGAUCCAGAGAUUCAUCGACAUCAACAC